Gopherus evgoodei (Goodes thornscrub tortoise) is the source of this 1083-nucleotide messenger RNA. RefSeq names its product 5'-nucleotidase-like. Gene Ontology annotation, biological process: nucleotide catabolic process. The record is from RefSeq and is a predicted model, not a curated record. The transcript is spliced from 5 exons. The coding region runs from base 1 to 1083 and encodes 360 amino acids. Gene Ontology annotation, molecular function: hydrolase activity. NCBI's taxonomy places the organism in Eukaryota, Metazoa, Chordata, Testudines, Testudinidae.
AUGACUGUUCAGGAUUCUUUCUCUUGCCUUGCAGCUGGGCCUGGGGACAAGGACAACCCCAGCCUCUGCUCAGAGCUCCUAGACGAGAGCCAGAGUGACCUAGUCAUCCUCCACUUCAGCGACGUGUAUGAGGUGGAGUCCAGGCAUGAAGAGCUGGUAGGAGGCGCUGCCAGAUUUACUGCAGCUAUAAAAAUAUUCAGUUCCCUGAAUCCACUUAUAAUAUUUAGUGGAGACUGCUUAAAUCCAUCAGCCUUAAGUUCAAUAACAAAAGGAAAACAUAUGAUUCCUAUAUUAAAUGCAGUGGGAGUACACUUCACUGUCUUUGGAAACCAUGAAUUUGAUUUUGGUGUUGAUGUUCUGGAAGAUUAUAUACAACAAAUCAGAUUUCCAUGGUUCCUCAGCAAUGUAUAUGACAGAUUUACCUCUAAACCACUAGGCCAUGACUCAGUAAAAAAAGUAGUUAUAUGGAAUAAUACGAAAAUUGGUUUAAUGGGAUUAGUAGAAGAAGACUGGCUGGAUACUUCGCCUACAAUUAACAAAUCAAACCUAAACUACAUAGAUUAUGUCAAAGCAGGUAAUAAAAUAUCUGCAGAACUUAAAGUAGAAGGAGCAGGACUUAUAAUUGCUAUGACAUACAUGAAAUGGAUUAAUGACAUCAGACUUGCCCAGAACACCCAAGGAAUAGAUCUGGUUCCGGGGGGCUAUGACCAUGAUUAUGAAAUCAAAAAGGGGAAUGGAACUUGGAAUGCCAAAAGUGGGUCUGAUUUCAGGAAUUUCUCAGAAAUAAAUAUAAGAAAGUUUGGUGCAUCAUUUCAGUAUACAUUUCAGAGGACUGACAUUUUGAGGAACCUAGAGGAAGAUUCUUUUAUAAAAUCAGUGGUGGAUGUUUAUACACAAAACCUGCAGCCUCUUUUAGAGGAAGUUCUUUGUCCCAUUGACACAGAGUUAGACGGUCGUGUUUCUACUGUAAGAAGAUCAGAGAGCAACCUGGGAAACCUGAUAACUAAUGCAAUGUUAGAAGCUACUCAUGCUGAUGUAGCAUUACUCAAUUCAGGUUGUCCUUUUAAAAAACAUUUAUUGUAA